UGCAGAGUGCAAGCCUAAAGGGGGAGGAAUAGAAAAGAGAUAAUGGCUGCCAGUGGUAAGAGAUUGAUUGGCAAAUCUGUACUCAUCACAGGAGCUGCUCAAGGGAUUGGAAGGGCCUCUGCAAUGGCUUGCAGGAAUGAAGGGGCACAUGUGAUUGCAACUGACCUGAACGUUGAACUCCUCAAAGAGCUACAGAAAGAAUUCCCAGAUAUACAGAUAGAUCAUCUAGAUGUCACUGAUGAGGAUGAAGUCAAGUCCGUCAUUAAUAAAUACACUACUCAAUCUGAUGCCACAAAGAAUAUCAGCGUGCUAUUCAACUGUGCUGGAUUUGUUCAUCAUGGAACUGUUGUAACGACUACAACGACAGACUGGGAUAGAUCAUUCACCAUUAACGUCAAGAGCAUGUUCCUCUUGAGCAAGUACACUAUUGACUAUUGGUUGAAAUCAAAGGUCAAGGGUAGCAUAAUAAACAUGGCCUCUGUCGCUAGCAGUAUGAAAGGUGCUCAGUUUCGUUGUGCCUAUGGAGCCACCAAAGCAGCUGUCAUUGGUCUCUCUAAAUCAAUUGCAACCGAUUAUGUGGAGAAAGGGAUAAGAUGCAAUUGUAUUUGUCCUGGUACUGUCGAUACUCCUUCUUUGCGUGAGAGGUUUGUUACAUUAGGAGGUGGAGAUGCAGAGAAAGGCAGGGAAGAGUUUACUAAAAGGCAGAAGAUGGGACGGUUAGCAACUGCUAAAGAAGUUGCUGCAAUGGUUGUCUAUCUUGCCAGUGAAGAGACUGCCUUUAUUACUGGCACUGAAUUCAAAAUUGAUGGUGGUUGGAGCUUGUAAACAUUUUUGUUUAUAAUAUUAUAAUUAAUUGAAUUUUAUAAUACUGCUAAUUGUCACGUGACUGAUUAAUAUUUACCCACGUGACAUCACGUGGGACAAAAUGGUGCCCUUAAGACUGGCUUUAAGAUGUCACUCUCUCUUAAUGAGAAGACUAUCCUCUACUGUAAACGGUGAAAUCAUUAGACAAACAUCUUCUGAAGGGAAGGAAAUCAACGCAACCACAAAAUCUUUAAGAGUAGACGCAGUUGCUGCUGCAGGGCUGGCAAUAUCAAGAAGAAAACUGUGGGAAUUAGCAUUUGGUGAUAGCAUAUAUUUAAAUGGAAGUCCGAUCAAAAAGAAAAGCCAAGAGGUAAAGGAAGGUGACAUUAUUGAAGUUGAUGUAUGUGUGUCCUUUGAAGAGGGGUCAUCAAAUGAAGAAGUAAUAAAAAGAGGGAGAGUGAUUGUCACUGAAAUUGGACCAAAAACAGCAAAGGGACGAUAUCAUUUGACGUUAAAACGUUACAAACAGUUUUUACUAUACAAAAGGAAUAAUUAAUUUGUAGUAGCUCUUUUCUUGUCUUUGGUUCUCUCUUUUUUUAAUACUGUGACCUGUCCAGUGUUAUUUUUACAGUG
Molecule: messenger RNA, 1437 nt
Organism: Amphimedon queenslandica
Lineage: Eukaryota; Metazoa; Porifera; Demospongiae; Haplosclerida; Niphatidae
Product: 3-hydroxybutyrate dehydrogenase type 2-like
Exons: 10
Coding region: 43-825 (260 amino acids)
Biological process (GO): siderophore biosynthetic process
Cellular component (GO): cytoplasm
Molecular function (GO): 3-hydroxybutyrate dehydrogenase activity
Source: RefSeq, a predicted model, not a curated record